CCUCCCACCCCAUCACAUCUCGUCCUUUUACUUGCCAGUUGUGACUAUUUAACCCAGUUUACCUCUCCCUUUUUUCGCUUCUGCGGCGCGCAUCAUAUCGUCCCGCGUCUUCCGCCUCUUCCUCUUUUGCUGCUUUCUUUUCCUGCCGCAGCUCUCGGACUCUUCACUCUCUCUGCUUCCUGUUUUUUUUUAAGGUUUUUGUUGUUGUGCUUAAAAGAAUGCGAACAGUUUUCCUCUGACGCAUGUGUGGCCACAUGACGAGCUGCCCUGAACCUUUUCCUCCGCUGCUCUCUCAGGUCUGACGCGCCUGUACCUGUCCAUGGUGCUGAAACGCAUUUCCACGAAGAAGAACCGGCUCGCUGUUGCUCCAAAAUCUCCAGAAAUAGUCAAUAUUUCUGCGUCUUUUCGGGUUCUGCUGGUGAGAUAAUUUCGGCAGUAGCUGGCUCAUCGUCCCGGUGAGGUUUGUGAACUCAAAGCAGAAGGAGUUGAUCCUGAAGGAAGCGGAAAGAAUCGAUAGUGACUCCAUCGAUUUCAGGAGGACUCAUCUUUUCAGACUUGACAAACACCAGAGAAUCGGAUGCAUGGACGAUUGCUGUAACGCAACUUAGACUGGAGAUAUUUUCUCUGUGAAGAACCAGUUGGGAAACUGGAAACAGUGGAUGAAUUCAUUUUAUUUGUAGCGUAUCCAAAAACAUAUUUGUUGGUCCGGGGAGGGGGGUUUUUUCUCCUCUACUGGAUCAACUGAGAAUUCAACGUCCCCCCCCCUCCUCCCUAAAAUAAAACUUGUCCUGAAUACCAAAUGGUAGUUUGAGGAGGCCGCGAUCAAGACAAUGGAGGCGUCCGCCAACGGGUCCAGUUUUGGCAUCGACUCGCUGCUGUCCCACAGGCCGGGAAGUCCGGUGUCCAAGGGGGACAGCCUGGUGGGGGAGUGCCGCUCGCCUCUGGAGUUCAGCCCGAGAUCAGACGUGGAGAGCGGCUGCUCGUCGCCUCCGUCGCCGAGGAGGGAGUGCGUGGAGGAGGUGGCCCAGAGGCAAGGUCACGGCGUCGGCCUGCCACCGCACCUCCAGCACGCGCAGAUAUCGGCGGGGUCGCAGCAGAGGACCGUGACCUCGUCGUUCCUCAUCAGAGAUAUUCUUGCGGACUGUAAGCCUCUAGCCGCCUGCGCGCCCUACUCCAGCAAUGGACAGCCGACUCAGGAGGCAGGGAGACUGGCCUCGAAGAUAGCGGACGACUUUAUGGAGAAAAUCCACAGCAACUCGUCGUCAGACAGUGAAUAUAAAGUGAAAGAGGAGGGGGACAGGGAGAUCUCCAGCAGUAGAGACAGCCCUCAGGUCCGGCUCAAGAAGCCCAGGAAGGCCCGGACGGCCUUCACAGACCACCAGCUGGCCCAGCUGGAGCGCAGCUUCGAGCGGCAGAAGUACCUGAGCGUCCAGGACCGCAUGGAGCUGGCGGCCUCCCUCAACCUCACCGACACGCAGGUCAAGACCUGGUACCAGAACCGGAGGACAAAGUGGAAGAGGCAGACGGCGGUGGGACUCGAGCUGUUGGCGGAAGCUGGAAACUAUUCUGCCCUGCAGAGGAUGUUCCCGUCCCCGUACUUCUACCCGCAGAGCCUGGUGUCCAACCUGGACCCAGGAGCGGCCCUCUACCUAUACAGAGGCCCCUCGGCGCCCCCGCCGGCCCUGCAGAGACCACUGGUCCCGCGGAUCCUGCUGCACGGCCUGCAGGGGGGCAGCGAGCCGCCGCCUCCGCCGCCUCCUCUGCCCCCCAUGUCCGGCGUGCUUCCCCGGCCGGCUCAGCAGCGGUGAGCCGGCCCCCUGCGCACAGUUUCUUGAACGCUGACCUUGGCAGCUUGGGACUCAUUAGGAGAAAUAAAACAAAGACGGAAAAAGAUGAAAACGUGACGAAAAAGAGAAACAUGAAAAUAAAAAAAACUUCUCAGCCUUUACAUGGUACAAACACCGAGAGAGGCUGAAGCCUGUGGACGGAGCUCUGUGACUGAAACUCAAACUGUCUGUGUGGAAGGAUCUUUUUCUGUUUUUUGGGGGGGCAUGAGCUUUAUUUAUACCUUAUUUAUUUUUCAACAUGAAUCAAAGUAUUUAAGUUAUGUAUUUAUUUGAUCCCAGCUUCAGUAUUUUCAGUGUUUUUCCCAACAACAGAUAGAAAUGUUGGUGGCACUUUGACCUACAGUUCAAAGCCGAUUACACCCCCUAUUAUUAUUAUUAUUAUUAUUAUUAUUAUUAUUGUUAUUAUCAUCAUCAUCAUCAUCAUCAUCAUCAUCAUUAUUAUGUGGACGUUCCUGGAUGGUGGCAAAGGCGGAAACACAAUAUCCUUUCAUGUAAUUUGAAUAUAAUGUAGUUAGGGGAUCCAAAGGAACAAUUCGUUUUUUUUUUCUUUUUUCUUUUCUUUGUAAAUUUGUCAUUGAUUUUUCUUUACACGUGAAGAACAAGCUGAUCAGCAGUCAUAAACCUGUAAAUAAGAAUAUUUUGCAUUUUAUUCGAAAGAGACUGAUUUUAAAGAAACUUUUUUUUUUUUGGUUUGUUUGUUUGAUCUAUUAGUGCGUCUUUUUCAGACCACGGUGAUCCAGUUUAACAUAAUAGGCUAGAUUAGCCAUCAGAUAAAUAAAUCAAUAAAAAAAAUAAAAAACAUAUUGUCUGAGAAAGGAUGGACUACCUGCCUGGACCCACGUGUGGGCACAAACACGAGAGUUAUGGAAAGAAAGAAAUCUAUAUAAAGUCUUUUUUCUUGUUCUUAGUUGAAGUUUUAGCGAAGUAAAAAUGUCAAGUAAUUUAUAAAAAAGCAGUUUUCUCCUCGCAGAGGGGUGAACGGGGGGAGCCAGUCACCUCAGUGAUGUUUCUUUUUUUAUUUUUUCGAUAAACAAACCGAUUGGACUCGGUUCCACGUCCAGGUGUAACUGCCUGUCGAUUUGCUAUAGAUGUAUUUGAACAGACGUUGUGCAUUACUUAUGUUAUUUCAUAUGACGCCGUGAUAACCCUUAACUGUUAUACUCUCCUUUGGUGAAAAUGUAUAUUGCAGAUAUCAAACUUGUGGAGUGGUUCUUGUAUAUUUCCUGGAUCGUUUUUAAUUUUUUUUUAAAUUUUUUUUUUAUUUUAUUUAAUUUUUUUCUUUCCUCUAGCUUCCCCAAACUCUCUCUCCCCCAUUUCGUGAAGUUCAUUUUUUUUGUGAAAUUCACAGCAAAAGUUGGACAGAAAAAGGGGGGAUUUGAUGUAAAAGAGAAUUACUUUUAUA
Molecule: messenger RNA, 3249 nt
Organism: Seriola dumerili (greater amberjack)
Lineage: Eukaryota; Metazoa; Chordata; Actinopteri; Carangiformes; Carangidae
Gene: barhl1b
Product: BarH like homeobox 1
Exons: 3
Coding region: 831-1808 (325 amino acids)
Biological process (GO): regulation of transcription by RNA polymerase II
Cellular component (GO): nucleus
Molecular function (GO): DNA-binding transcription factor activity, RNA polymerase II-specific; RNA polymerase II transcription regulatory region sequence-specific DNA binding
Source: RefSeq, a predicted model, not a curated record